Molecule: messenger RNA, 1020 nt
Organism: Gryllus bimaculatus (two-spotted cricket)
Lineage: Eukaryota; Metazoa; Arthropoda; Insecta; Orthoptera; Gryllidae
Source: the annotation of a GenBank genome assembly
AUGGCGUCCAUCCACACACCGCGCACACCUCCUCACCUCACCUCACCUCCUGAGAGCCAGUCGCGCAUGCUCCUGCGGCAGAGGGCGGAGCGCGGCGGGGCGGCGGCCAUGUCAGUGGCGGCGGUGGCGACGCUGCGCGGCCUUCUGCGCAAAGCGCGACUAGCGGCCGGGGGCGGAGGCGGAGGUGGCGGCAACGGCGGGGGCGGAGCAGCGCCGGCGGCGCUGGAGGCGGCGGGCGCGGCGCGGCCCGUGGACGAUGACAGCGCCGAACCGGUGCCUGCCGUGGGAUUCCGCGCGCGCCUGCAGCAAGGGGGCAAGCUGCAGGUGACGGUGCUGGGCGCGCGACACCUGCCGCAGCGCCUGCCGGGCCUGGGCGCGCCGGCCGCCGCCUACGUCGUCAAGGUGAAGCUGAGCCCGGGAGCGGCCAAGUUCGAGACGGAGCCGCAGGCCGCGUCGUGGCCGACGUUCAACGAGAGCUUCACCUUCUCCGCCGCCCCCGCCGCCUCCGCCGGCCGCUUCCUCAUGCUCACCGUCUACGCCGCCGACGAGCUGCGGCGCCGCAAGGCGCUGGGCGCAGUCACAUGGUCUCUGGACACGCCGCAGGGCCAACAAGCGCUGGCCGCAGGCACCGACAUCUGGCGGCGACUGCACGACGUUCGCAGCGCUGUGCAGCCCACCACACCACAGCAGCAGCAGUUGAAGCAGCGGGAGACGCGGCGCAGCCAGGUGGAGGUGUCGCUGCGCCUGGCGCCGGGUGCCGCGGGGGAGCCGGACGUGCUGGAGAUGACCCUGCUGCCGCAACUGUUCGUGAAGCUGAGCGUGCGCGAGGGCGCGGGCGGCACGGUGGUGGUGGCGCGCAGGACCAAGCCCUUCGCGCCCAACAUCGCCGUGCACUUCGGCGCGGGCGCGGGCGGCGAGGAGGCGGCCGUGGUGCGGGCGCCGCUCCCGCCCGCGGGCCCACGCCGCGCCGCGCUGCUCUGCCAGGUGGCGCUGUGCACGCGCAACGGGCCCAUCGGUAAG